GGGGACUGAAACUCUCACCGUUUGUUUGUUUGUUGCUAACACAGGGGAAUGGAUUAUAUAUACAUACAUACAUACAUACAUACAUAUAUAUAUAUAUAUUUGUUGCCAACACCACAGUAAAGUAUAGCGAAGUCUGACGAAUUGGAUUAACUUACUGGGUCGCACUCACUCACUUAUACAUGCCCCUUCUCUCCUUCUCUCUCUCUCUCGCUUGUCGACGACGACCACAAUUUGAAGGAAGGUUAGGUAGCUGCAGGCAGCGUUUGAAAGAUUCCGUUACCGGACACGACGUGGUGGUGUAUGAGGGAGCGAGGGAGGGGGAUGGUGUGUGAGUGAGUGAGUGAGUGGUGGAUGAGUGAGGAGAGGUGGAGGAGGAGGAGGAGAGGAAGAGGAGAGGAGGUGCAUGGAGUGAAGGGGCGCUGAGUUUUGUGCAUGAUUUGGGGAUUGUGAUGGUGAUGACCAUGGUGGGUGGGGUACCAUUGGGGAAAAAAAGUACACUGUAAUGGAGAGCAACGUCGUGGAAUCACAGUGGAGGAGGAGGUUUGAGGACGACCAGUGCACCGUCGUGCCAUUGGCUGGACUUGGGGUUUAGAACCUUCAGAAUUCCUCUCUUGAGUUUAUUUCGUGAGAAAUUGUGUGUUUUUUCUUUUCUUUUUGGUAUUAAUGAUGGUGAUGUGACGGAGGUGAUUGCAGAAGAUUGAUGGAAGUUUGGCUUCUUCUGGAAUUUGGUGGCAUGUUUGUGAUUUGGGAGCUGGCGCGUCGGGGUUGUGCGAAGGACGGUUGUAAGGACGCAGAGGUUAUCGGUCGGUGUCUUGGGGUUGAAGGGUAUGUGCACUGUGGAGAGAGGUGUGUAGAGAGGAAAGAGGAGAGUUGGAUGGUGGAUUGGAGGGGUCAGGUGUUGUGAGGAGGAGAGAUGCAAAGUGCAGUAGGUGGUGGGGAUUGUGACUCGAAUGAGCCAGACCGAAGUAGGAUGAGCGCUUGGUUCUGUGACGAACGCCAGCGUUCAAGAUCCGCGAAUUGUUGCCACUGCAACUGGGCACGUUGUUGCUUGAUUGGAAUAUGCUAAUACCCUCGUUGGCGGGCCUGCGGUGGCGGCAUUUCUAAGGUCUGGAUGACGCUUGCACGGAAGGGCUUGGAUGGCAACUAUCGUUACGCAGCUCGGGAAGCAACGCAAGAUGGCAGACUCGGCAGGAUGCUGGCAAUGCAAUGUGAUUCUGGGCGUUGUCAGUUGUAAAUGACGCGCUGCUGGUCGAAACAGAGGGCUAACGAUUUUCGCGCAAGCAUUUUUCGCAACGGAAUAUUGCUGCCGUGGCCUACAUUUCUGAAGUCGUGAGCUAUGGCUGCGAGGUCAAAAUUGCCAUGAAGCGCAAGCGGCCUUAGGCGCCUGCCUAUAGUUGGGUCAAGCGCCAUGGCGGAAGCCACAAGCAGCAGGCAUUGAGAGGACUCACCAGCUCCGUAGCCAUUCCCGCGAAGAGUCUAUGUGUUGAUCGCCUCUUUAAUGUCCGGGAGGAAGACAGUGAUGGUUCUUUUUCAGCAGGAUCAGGGACGAGGACCAAUUUAGGGAGAGUGAGGUGCUUAGUUGCUAUUGUAGAGGCAGACAGCUAAUGCAGUACGAGAAGUAUGAAGGCGAGGUUAGACAUCGUUGAGAAGGACACGUGCUUCAGAAUGCGGUUUCCUAUGUCCCAAAUACUGGGAGUUAUUAACUGCAUCGAGCACACGGAGCUGUUCCGGAGAUUGUGAAAGCUUUGGAGUUGAGUGUCUUUCUCUUUACUGCAAUUGCAACUAGGAGGGAAUGGUCUCUUCUUGGAAAUAGCUAUGGAAGCAAACACUGCGGCCGUGUCGAAACGGCUGCCGGGACUAAAGAAGAAAUCAUCCUCUAGGUCCGGAUUACGCAACCUUGUACAAGGCUGUUGGUCUUAUCGGGCACCUGUGGAUGAGAAGAUUGAGCCGCAACCCAGUGUCCCACAAUUUUCGAUCUCUGCGCUUCCGGAUGACGUUCUGCUGGAUUGCUUGGCGCGAAUGCCUAGAGCCGCGCUGCAGACAGCCAUGAUGGUGUGUCAAAAGUGGCGAUCUAUCUUGAAAUCAACGGAGUUUUACGAGAUGAGAAAACAAAACGGGAGGGUGGAGAAUCUGCUCUUUGUAUUUGGAGGAGCAGGGACUGGAUUUCUGUCAGCUGUCUAUUGCAAGUCAAGUGGUAGUUGGAGAGCAGGUUUGUUGUGCUCUGGGAGGUCGAUAGCGGAAAAUGAUUGGCUUAACGGUUACCACAACGAGAAUCAUGCCCUUCUUUAUGCACAGCCUGCAGUGAUCAAGCACCGGAUAUUCAUCUUGGGAGCCAAUCCAUGUCGGUUUUCUAAAUCAUUAGGAAUAGAGUGCACCAUUGUUUAUGACGCUUGGACCAAGACCCUUAUGCGUGGAGCACCAAUGCACUGUCCUAGGAAGAAGUUUGCUUGCUGUGUUAUUGGAGAUCGUAUUUUUGUUGCUGGGGGCGCUAAUCGCAAUGAUUCUGGGCGAGAUGCCAUUACUGACUCAGAAAUGUACAUUCCCGAGCUGGAUACGUGGAAGCCUAUCGCAAAUAUGCCUCGCAGGAGGUAUGGAUGUCUGGGAGCAGCAGUGAAUGGCGUUUUUUAUGUGGUUGGAGGACUCAAAUUCAGCAGCAUGCUUGGGCUUACCACGCAGCCUUAUGCUUACGUGGCAUCCAUGGAUGCGUUUGACACAAAAUUGAACUGUUGGCAAAAGACUAGGGUCCUUCCGAUGGGUGGCUGCGUUAUUGCUUGCACAGUUGUGGGACGGGCUAUCUAUAUGCUCACAAGCCACGCUGUGGAAUUGUCAUUCUGGAAGUAUGAUACUUGGGACGAGUCAUUCACCCGCGUCAAACCUCCUCCUAUUCCAUCCCCUCUGCGAAUCGACAACUGCUUAAAAUUCUCUUGCGUGACAAUGGGAAGUGAUGUUUACAUUAUACAGGUUGGGGGAUCUAUAGACGAUUUAUUGAGAAGAAGCGGCCGCAACGGGCGGGGAUAUAAGGAGAGGUUAGUUUUAAUUUAUGACACUCGUACGCAAGAGUGGUCACGAGGACCUGACUUGCCCUACGUGAAGAACGGUGCGACAUGCACAGUGGUGCAAUGCUAAGAUUGGCGUGAAAGCUCAAAGAUUUUGCCGGUGUGGUUUGCAAGGAGAGCAUCAAAUCGUGGUUCUGUCCAUUCAUUUUUAGAGUUUCAGUUCUGCGUGUAUGACACGCUUCUGCGGCCUGUCAGUGAGGUCAUCGCACGAGGAUGCUCUGGUCUCCGAUGUUGCGGUGCAGUGUUGCUUGGUUCAUAUUGAAACCUUGACCGAGAGGAAUACUCCUGGACUUUGUUCAUAUUUUGUGAUGAUGUCCACCACUUUCAUGAAGACGGUGCAGUUGGUCAAACCCUACAACUUUUGAGAGUCCCCGAGACGUUCGCAUGUCCUUCCCAGUUCAUGUAAAACUAGUUGAUCUCAAGGCUGGCUGUGAUUAUAUCAUUUUUCCUCUCUUGUAUUUUUAUAAGCAGCUGAAGGACUUUGUACCUAGCUUCUUAGAGUAGCUGAUACUUUGAACGCUAUACGGUAUCACGGCUUGUGUCAAAGACUCUGACGUACUUGCCCCCAGAUUCCCCCCUGGGAUUUAUUAACUGCUCCUUUACUCUCUAAUCAUCAACUCUUGAAUCAAUCAACCUGAAGGUUUUCACUUCGCAUUUUUGAGUAGGCUGUUGAGCGUAGGAGGAGAAAGACCUUCUAAUUUGCUUUUGCUUUUUGCUGUUCUAGCAUCCAAAAGAAGCUUUUCUGGAGGUUGGAGUGAACACAUGAAUCAUUCAAACUGUAUUAAGCUGCUUGGUUCAAUUUGAAUGAGCGAACACUUCGUGAUGUAAAUUA
Physcomitrium patens is the source of this 3888-nucleotide messenger RNA. RefSeq names its product F-box/kelch-repeat protein At5g26960. Gene Ontology annotation, molecular function: protein binding. The record is from RefSeq and is a predicted model, not a curated record. NCBI's taxonomy places the organism in Eukaryota, Viridiplantae, Streptophyta, Bryopsida, Funariales, Funariaceae.